Molecule: messenger RNA, 4885 nt
Organism: Ectocarpus siliculosus
Lineage: Eukaryota; Phaeophyceae; Ectocarpales; Ectocarpaceae
Source: the annotation of a GenBank genome assembly
AUGCCGAUGGUGGGCCCCCUGCAGGCGCACACGAACGUGCGAGAUGUGCUCGCUCCGCUGUUCUCAAACGGCAGGUCAUUCUCGAGCCUGAUCGACGAGCUCAGCAGACACUUCAGGCUCGAGCAGAGCAACGGCAGCCGGUAUCCGUCCUACGACGCUUACGGCGACGAUCCGGUGGGGGUGCUCGAAGCCAGCAGCGAGAGCCAGUCCACGGACAGCGAGGCAGAGGGGAACCUCAGCGACGAGACGGACUCCCGUCUUGUCCAGGCCCGCGUUAGCGCCCAGGGUCGCUCUUCGGACACCGUCGCGCCGGUAGCGGCAGCGGUCGUGGCACCACAAGGAGCGGCGCCCUCGCCCGCUGUUGAGCAGCCGCCGUUGCCUCCCCUUCCCGGUCCCUCGGCCACGGGCGUGGCAGAACCGCCGCCAGCACAACCCGAGGCGCUGGCGCCGACGCGGAGAACGCGCUCUCGCUCACGGCGACAGCAGCAGCCAGCUCAAGCUUCGCCGGCAGCGGGGGGGGGGGUGGAGUCCCCUCAGGCGGCAAAGAGAAACUCAACAAGAGGAGGGGGGGGAGGAGGAAUCUCGUCUCAAAAUGGCGACUGUAGCGGCGCAGCCGCAGCAGCAGCCGCCGCCGCCACUGGAGGCGGAGGCGGAGGCGUGGGUCCGGCGGCGACGGGAGCAAUGCCAAGCCGUAGCGGUGGGGGCGGGGCGGCUGCAACAACAAGAAGCGGGAAGAGUUUUUUCAGCGGGGACGAGCUGACGGUGCUGUCGGUGACGGCGAACGCGGACGGGUGGAGCGAGGCCGUGGGCGCCGCGCUGGCGACGAGGGCGCGGGCGGGGUACGUGUUCGCGCAGGAGGUGGACCCGGACAGCCAGCAGAGCACGGAGUUCGUGCGAGAGAUGUUUUUGGACGAGAGCUCCGGCGCACGGAAGGCGCUAGAGUUGCGAAGGAGGCUCAUCCCCGUGUCGCAGAAGGUCCUGCUGUGCUCGGCGUGGGUGGACUCCGGAGAAUACCUGGCCGCGGCGGCGAGGCUGGUGGCCCAGUGCCACGCGGAAGUCUUCGGCAUCGCUUGCGUGCGGUUCGAGCAAAACUGCAGCACCGAGGGCCUCGUGGACCGGUUUAACCUGUUCGCGAAGUCGAUGCCGAAAGGGAGCGUCCCUCCCCUCAACAUGGGCAUGAAGAGUUGCAUCCCCGCCUCCCUCACCAAAGGUUUCCACGGCUACACCUUCAACAGCGGAGGGAGUCGGCCAGGCGGACCAGCACAAUCGGCAAGCCGCGGGGGAAGCAAAGUCGCGGGGAGCAGCGGCGCCGCCGGAGUUGACGACGGCGGCGGCGGGGGAGGCGGGGCGAGCGGGGCUGUCGGUGCAGCGGGAGGUUGCGCGGACGGCGGAGCACCGGCGCCCGGCGACGAUGUCGGGCAGGACACCCGCGCGAGAAAGCGGAGACGCAGCAGGGACGCGCCCACCGGCCAAAACAAUGUAGACGCGAUCGGGAGUUUCCGGCCGACGACAAGUGUCGGCGGUGCCGCCGCCGCUGCCGCCACGGCCACCGCCACCUCGGCUGCCCCCCCCACUGUUGUUGCGCCCGUUGCGCCGGCUGUGGCUUCGGCUCCCGAGCCGAUGGAGGAGGACAGCAUGAUACCCGCGUCGGACGAGGUGUCGGCGGGGGAAGGGGUUGCGGAGCCCGGCGACGGCGGCCGGCCCGCAGAGGGGGAGAGGUUCGGGGGCGGGGCGCUGAGCGAGGGCGAGAGAACAGCGGGUGUUGGCAGCCGGAGCGGGGACGGCGUGGGUGGGCGGGGGUGGCGCCAGCUGAUAGGGGGAGCGAUAUUUAGCGAGGAGGAAGGAGACUACGCCGCGGACUCCGAGCGCAGCACCGACCACGAGCCGGUGCACCUCUACGGCGGGGGUAGCGGCGGCGGCGGCGGCGGCGGGGGAGGAGGCCGCGAGAGCGACGAGCACGAGAUGUCGGAAAGGGAGGUGUUCCGCCGCAGCCGGGGAAGAAGCGGCCGCCGGGGGCGGGGGCGAAGCCGAGGACCCGCUGCGCAACAUGGCGGCGGCGGGGGCGAUGGGCGUGCGGGUUCCAGACCCUCGAGCCCAGAGACCUGCUUGGAGGCCGACGGCGAGAGCAGCUCCAACAGGGGGAGCCAGCAGGCAGCUUCCCGUCGGGAUGGUGGGGGGUCAAAGGACCCAGAGUUGGACAGGGAUCGCGCCAGCAGCUGCAGCAGCGCCGACUCGCCAAAUCCAGAUCGGCGGCCGGUUUCUUGCGGAAGUGGUAACGGGGAGGCGAGGGGUGGCGUAACGGGCAAGAGUUUCGACGAGACGAAGGGCAGGGCCUCGCCGUCCGCGGCGGCGGCGGCGGCGGCGGCGACUCAAGCGGCUGCGGCUCAAGCGGCGGCGGCAGCACAACCACCGCCGACAUCGAACAAGCCCUCUGCUGCCGCUGCUGCUCCGUUCAACAGCCCGGGCGGGGUCAUCCCGUGGCACCACACGAGCGUGUACGAGGCGAACAACCCUACCGAGGACCGCCACGCGGAGCUCUCCCAUGACGCUCUCGGCAUCAAGGUCUACUGCGUGUGCGACGGCCACGGCGGCAGCCGCGCCGCGCAGUUCGUGUGCGACAACCUCGCGGCCGACGUCCUGACGCGAGUCGAGUCGAUAGAAGCGGCAGCAGCCCCGGCGACGGCGCGGGGGCGAGGCGGGAGCGAUGCCGGUGGUGGCGACGACGACCGGGCCGGCCGCGAGGCAGAGAUCCGGGUGUCGUUAGCUGACGCGUUCACCUCUUGCGACGAGCAGUUCAUCGCCCAGCUCGAUCCGACGAAGAACCGGGGCUACAUCAAUGCCGGCUGCUGCGUCGUGCUCGCCCUCCUGGUCCGCUCCCAGCUCUUCCUGGCUCACGUCGGGGACUGCCGAGUCGUUCUGGGAACCACGGACGCCGCUCGGUUUCCCCCCGACUUGCUGUCCACGGCUAAGAACACGCCGUCGCCCUCGCCCCCGAGUAGUUCGGGGAAGGGGCGGGUGGGAGCGGCAGGAGGAAAACGCGGUGCUAGCGGCGGCAAGGGGGGAGACGGGGGGCCUGCGGCUGGCAGGGGUAGGUGUUCCAAGGGGGGGGGGGGGGCGGCGACGGCGACGGCGACGGCAGGGCCGAGGCGUGUGGGGUCCCCGCUUCGGGCCGCCGGCGCCGCUGACAGCGAGCUGAAGGCCAUCGCUCUAUCCCGGGAUCACAACUGCGAUGACGCGGACGAGGUUGCGCUUGUGCGGGCGCGCAGCGGAGAUGACAACGCCAUCCGCGCGAGCCGCAACGACGAGUGGAAGGGCGCGCGGGCGAUCAAGCGGGUGGCGGGGUCGCUCGCGGUCACCAGGGCGAUAGGGGACGCGUACCUCAAGAGGGCAGUGUUCAGCUUCAGCCCUUACAAGGAGGGGGUCCCGUACAUCACCGCCGAACCCGAGGUGACAGUCGUGGAGCUCACGUCGAAGGACCGCUUCUUGGUGCUCGCGAGCGACGGCGUGUGGGAGCAGGUGUCCAACGAAGAAGCGGUGCAAUGCGUGUCGGGAGCGUUAGCGUCUGCGAGCGGCUCCAUGGGUCGCCGGCAGCGGUCGGCCGCUAGUCGUACGGCGGCCGGCGGCGGCGGCGGCGGCAGCGGCGGGGCGGUGCCCUUCACCAGCGACGCUCUCGUCGACUUCGUGCUCGCGCGCUCGGCGCAGAGCCACGGCAUGUCGGUGCCCGCCCUGCGGGCGUUGCCGCGGGGCUCGUCGAGGAGGAUGCUGCACGACGACGUGUGCGCCACGGUGGUUCACUUUACCCCGGCCCCGCCGCAGCAGGCGCCGCUCUGAUAGGGGAGGAGAGGGCAGAGGUUAAGAUGAAAAUGACGAAGCGUCUUUUUGGAAGGCUGUUCGUUUGUGUGUGUGUUUUUUUUGCUUUUCGAGAGGGAACGACGUUGCCGUUUGUGCCCAUGUGGCGCACCAGAGAACGAGUCAUCAUGUUGUACCGGGUGUUUUGCCCGCCCCCUUUUGCCAUAGACAAGCGGUUGGCGUCGGGGCUUUACAGACCGGUUGAAAAAUGUUGGUUUCGCCGCUUGAGAGAUGGUAUGUGGCGAGCACGAGGAAGACUGUCGUGACACUCUUGUCGUAACGUGCUUCCCCAAAAGAAGGUGGGUGUGGUCUUCUCCCCUCGAAAGUGUAGUAGUGCGAUCAACGGUGGGCAUGCACGCGCGCCCACUUGCUGUGUUUCCCGGUGGCUCUGGAUCUGGACCUGGCUUGCACUCUUGGUGGUGAGUUCGUGCUAUGUAGCUUCGUGGCGGCGUCUUCCCCCAGAAACACGCCAUCGGUCCGUAGCGCUAUAUACUGCGCCGGUUCGACGGUGCGAGGCUGCGAUUGAUCGUUGCUGAAUCGCACGGCCGGUGCGCUGCUGACCGGGUGAGAGUUCGCUGAUGGUACGCACGUUUUUGGGUGUGACUCCACUGCUCAGGCGGGUGGCGUGGCCUUGUCGCGUGAUGCAUGGAAUGCUUCUUCUUCCGGUCGUUCGAUCUACAAGAACGAUUGACUGGUGUAGCGGGACUGUGUUUUUUUUUAUAGGUCAAGCAAGUUUGGGAAUCUUGCGUGAGUGGGUAGAGUAGUAGGUGGCGACGAUAGUAUAGCUCGAGGAGACUGGGCAAGAUUUUCUUUGCUUUCGGUGAGCUGAAUGUAGAUAUUAGCAGCAUACAUAGUAGAAGCGGUGGCGUUCCGAACGGGGCGUGCCGCGUCGUGCUCAAAACGUUUUGCCGCCCUCUGUGUGGAUCAAUGUGGAUGGUGUCGCCAAUAUCUUUUUGUAAACCCUUGGCGGUGGGGGAUGUGUGGUGGUAGUGGUGGGAGGUUGAACCAAACCACGUGUGGUAUGUGCGUGUUCGCC